GCGAGAACUUCCCGAAUCGGCCUCCCGACCCGUAGCUUUAGAGUUCUCCCAAUGAAAGAGGUUGGGAACUAGUCUCUUGACUCUUGCCACGCCACCAAUGUCCGCCAGUUCUUCUUCGACGAUUUCUCUAGGUCGCAGCCGCCGAUGCCUGCGAAGAAUUCUCCCGACAAGCCCCGAAUCCUCCGGGGAUAGCCCAGUCUUGCAACGCAGGACGACAAUAAAUAAACGCGUGACGAAUCCAAUCGAAUCGACCGAGUCAGAAAGCGACCGUGAAAUUCGAAUACCCAGGAUGAUGGAUGCCGAAUCGCGAGCAGUUUUUACCAGUGAAACCGAGUACGACUCAGACUCGGCCGGGAAGGACAUAAUCUGUCCGAUCUGUCUCGGGAAGACGUAUACGUCGCAGCUACAGGGUCGACCUGAUUCGUGUUCUCACACAUUUUGCCUUGAGUGCAUAAAAACGUGGAGCAGAAGCAAAGCCACUUGCGUUCUUUGCCGGAGUCCAUUCAGCAACAUCAAAGUCAUACUUCGAGAUGAAGUCUUAGAGAUACUACCGGUCGAGGUCGAUCCACCUCAACUAAACGAGUCGGAUAGUUUCCUCCGGAACAAUCCUGUCUGCAGAGUUUGUCGGAGUUCCGAAUUCGAGGACAGCAUGUUGCUUUGUCAGUGGUGCGGCGACGCUUAUCAUGCUCAAUGCCUGUGGCCACGUCCGUCGAGCGCCGUCCGCGGCCGAUGGCUCUGUCCGCAAUGUCAAGCUCCAACCCCGGAGGAUGAUAGCGACGAUUCCUACAGGCCCGAGGAAUACGUCAACGCUCCUCGACAAAGGAUCAUUUCGAGACCCCUCUGGAACCGUUUAGCCGCUCUACGACCCACUCGGAAUCGCUUAGCCACAAUUCGAGCCGCAAUGCACAGACGUUGACCUGGAACUCGUAGGGAGUUUCCACUGUAGAACUGGAACGAGCGUGGGUUUAUGGGAGUAAUGCGGGAGGCGGGAAGCAACGAUUCGGGCGCAACCCGACCCGUAUCCGCUUGAACACGAAUCGAUGAGGUCAUCGAUGAAGCUGCAACGUUUCCCCGGAGCUUCCAAUGGACUAACUUGCAGUUGUAGAAAGAUUUUCACAGUACCGCGAUACAUCUCGAUCGUUGUAUCGCGAGAUUUCACCUUUUAAACGUUUCUUCACUUCUGUAGAUACAUUGACAAAUAAAUGACGCAGGAAUAUU
Molecule: messenger RNA, 1218 nt
Organism: Galendromus occidentalis (western predatory mite)
Lineage: Eukaryota; Metazoa; Arthropoda; Arachnida; Mesostigmata; Phytoseiidae
Product: PHD and RING finger domain-containing protein 1
Exons: 5
Coding region: 98-916 (272 amino acids)
Source: RefSeq, a predicted model, not a curated record